AUGGCCGCGGCCACCUCUAACCCCUACCUCCCCGGCAACGGCAUCCUGGCGGCCGGCUCCAUCGUCCACGCGGACUCAGGCGGCGGCGGCGGCGGAGGCGGCGGCAUGCAGCCGGGUAGCGUGGCCGUUACCUCGGUGGCGGGAGGCUACCGCGGCGACCCGGCGGCCAAGAUGGUCCAGAGCGACUUCAUGCCGGGCGCCAUGGCCGCCAGCAACGGCGGCCAUAUGCUGAGCCAUGCCCACCAGUGGGUGACAGCCCUGCCCCACGCCGCCGCCGCUGCCGCCGCCGCCGCCGCAGCCGCCGCCGAAGCGGGCUCGCCCUGGUCCGGCAGCCCCGUGGGCAUGACGGGCAGCCCCCAGCAGCCGCCGCCGCCGCCCGACGUCAAGGGCAGCGGCGGGCGCGACGACCUGCACUCGGGCGCGGCGCUUCACCACCGACCUCCCCACCUGGGCCCCCCGCACCAGGGGCACCCGGCGGCCUGGGGGGCGGCGGCGGCCGCCCACCUGCCCUCCAUGGCCGGCGGGCAGCAGCAGCAGCAGUCGCUCCUCUACUCGCAGCCCGGGGGCUUCACGGUGAACGGCAUGCUGAGCCCCCCCCCUGGCGGGCAGAGCCUGGUGCACCCAGGACUGGUGCGCGGCGAGACGCCGGAGCUAGGCGAGCACCCCGGGCACCAUCACCACCACCACCACCAGCACCCCGGGCAUCACCCGCCGCACCACGGCGGCGUUAACAGCCACGACCCGCACUCGGAUGAGGACACGCCGACCUCCGACGACCUGGAGCAGUUCGCCAAGCAGUUCAAACAGCGGCGGAUUAAGCUGGGCUUCACCCAGGCCGACGUGGGGCUGGCGCUGGGCACCCUCUACGGCAACGUCUUCUCGCAGACCACCAUCUGCCGUUUCGAGGCCCUGCAGCUCAGCUUCAAGAACAUGUGCAAGCUGAAGCCUUUGUUGAACAAGUGGCUGGAGGAAGCCGACUCCUCCACGGGCAGCCCCACCAGCAUCGACAAGAUCGCCGCCCAGGGCAGGAAGAGGAAGAAGCGGACCUCCAUCGAGGUGAGUGUCAAGGGGGCCUUGGAGAGCCACUUUCUGAAAUGCCCCAAGCCCUCCGCCCAGGAGAUUACGAACCUAGCGGACAGCCUGCAGCUGGAAAAGGAGGUGGUCAGGGUUUGGUUUUGCAAUCGGAGGCAGAAAGAGAAACGGAUGACCCCCCCGGGGAUCCAGCAGCAGACCCCCGACGAUGUCUACUCCCAGGUCGGCACCGUCAACUCCGACACGCCGCCCCCUCACCACGGACUGCAGACCAGCGUGCAGUGAGGGGCACCGCGGGCGGGCCGGGGGCUGCGACGGGCAACGCGGGCCUGGCCGGGCCGGGCACCGCCGCCGGGCAUCGCCACCACCACCGGCAGCGCCGCGCACAUCCGCACGCUCACACAGACACACUCACACGCACGCACACAUACACACACACGAUCCAGGCUCGUUCAGACUGCUUGUGUUUAUAUAUAUAUGGAUAUAUGCGUGCAUCUAUAUAUAUAUAAGAUCGAUACCAAUAGGGAGCGGUGGAGAAGGUCGAUCCGAGCGACAGGAGCGGAGCAUUUAGACCGCGUUGGGGAAAUGGGGUGGAGAUGCGUAAUGCACCAAAACUGCAGAUGUGCCGGGAGGUUGGUUGUGGGGUGAAGGCUUAGGUGGGUGGGCUUGGGCUUUUUUUUUUUCUUUUUUAUUGUUCACUCUCCAAAUUACCUUCCUCUCACAGUGAGGAACACCACUGAUGUCUGCACCUUUUCUCUCUCCUUCUCCCCACACUCUUCUCUCUAUCCCCAAAAGGGCUCUCUUCUAUGAAUCAUGGAAACUUUUUUCUUCUUUCUCUCUCCCUCUUUUUUUUUUUUUUUUCAAUGGGAGCAAUAAAAAAAAAAAAUUAAAAAGGAAGCAGAAACAAAGUAGUCAGAGGGUGCCUGCUAUGUGCCAGCACCCUGUUUUUCUUGGCCAAACCAUAGACUACUGGUGCAAGUGAGACAUCCACUCUGAAAACAUACAUGUCUAUAUAUCUAUAUAUUCUGCAAAAUGAAAGGGGCCACUUUUUCCAGGAAAAAAAAAAUUAUAAAUAAAAUAUGCACACAGCACUAAAACCAAGCAGACUGCAUAGGGAAGCAAAUACAUAUAUAUAUAUUUAUCUAUAUAUAUAGGUAUAGCUAUAGAACAAAAAUAUGGAAAUAAAUGCCCGCACACCGAAAAAAUUACCCUGAGGAGAAAGGGGGA
Messenger RNA from Dryobates pubescens (Downy woodpecker), 2259 nucleotides. It is a transcript of the gene POU3F3, whose product is annotated as POU class 3 homeobox 3. The coding region runs from base 1 to 1317 and encodes 438 amino acids. Gene Ontology annotation, molecular function: RNA polymerase II cis-regulatory region sequence-specific DNA binding; DNA-binding transcription factor activity, RNA polymerase II-specific. NCBI's taxonomy places the organism in Eukaryota, Metazoa, Chordata, Aves, Piciformes, Picidae. Gene Ontology annotation, biological process: brain development; regulation of transcription by RNA polymerase II. The transcript has a single exon. The record is from RefSeq and is a predicted model, not a curated record. Gene Ontology annotation, cellular component: nucleus.